GCACCACUGACAGAUCCAACAUAAAGUAAACAAUAUCUUGACGCGCAGCAAAACAUAUUCAACUCUCUCUCAAAGAGACGAUCGACCAUAAUUUUCUGCUCGAGAAACUAUUGGUAACUCCUUGAAGGAUUGCUUGUUUCUCGACGCGCUGAAGCUGCUUAUGGCGGGCAUUGAAACAUGGCGACGGUGAAGUCCCUGGGGUUGCACCAGCCCUCAGGGCUUCAACAUGCCAUCAACGAACAAUUAUUACCGCCGAAUCCACCGUCAACGUCGUAUACAUGGGAUAUUUCAACAGAGGAUCGAUUCGAUGGGGAUCUCGAAGAUGAAAUCCUUUCGACGGAACACUGCGUCAUAUGGUGUCGAGGUGGAAUAUUUCAAAAGACCUUCAGAUUCGAACUCGAAAAAGAACCUGUUAUACAGGCUCUCCUAGCAUACUUCCCGGCUUCCAAAGACGACAAAUCUACACAAGAGGAAGAGGCACAAUCGGAUCAGCGACCGGCUUUGUCUAAAGCGUUGGUUGUCUUCCUCAAGACCCAGGCGCACAUAUAUUUCCUCUCUGGCACCAGUCAUAUUGUCCACAUGCCAUUCGAAGUUGAAACCGCAUUCGCAGGCCCAGUAGGAGUCAUCAUUCAACGAAAGCAAAAAGCUGAAAGUGUUGCGCCAAUCUCCCUCAAGUUCCCCCGAGUGCCGCCGAAUUCCUUCGUCUCUUCGCAGUUGACAGCAUUCAAUAGCUCUCAACUGACCGCGUUUUCUGUGGAAGGUCUUGGAAAACCGAAAGCACUCCCACUUCGUCUGAGCUCAACUUUAGAUAACCUUUGGGAAGCUCCGCUGGAACAACCCGAGUCCCGUUGGCCACGCCUUGUUUCAUUGACUGACCCGCUGUUGGAGUUGGGACUGGUCGUCACAAACCAGGAGGCACAAAAUGGCAAAAGCUUAAGGCAGACAGCAGCUAAGAAGCUGGCAUUUCUCGAUUCAGCUGAAGAAGUUCUCCAUGUGGAAGAGAUCAAAAUCCCUGGCGCCUUGACACAAGAUUUAAGUCAACCUCUGAUCAUUGCGGUGACAAUCAACCGCGAAACUAGUGAAUACACUGUCUGGCGCCUCACGUACCUGCAGCAUGAAGACCGUUUUCUUGCUCGGCAGAAAGAUGCUAAAUCAAAGACUGCCCGGCGUCGUAGCUCCAUGCCUCCUGCCUUUGCUAGUACUCCUGGCACACCUGUCCAGCCCAACUUGCGAGAAAGCUUUGGAGCACCUCUUCCAGGAAAGCGGCCGAGAAAGAGUGAGAGGCUUGAAAAGCCCAUGAUUGACCUUGUCUCAUCCUUAGAACAACAAGACAAGGAAGGCAGUGGUGUUGCGCGGAGGAGCUCUCGUAGGGUCAGCUCCAUGUUAGCGAGAGCUGACUUGUCUGCGUCGCAUGAAAGAGCCAUAUUACCAGAUCAGCCGCUACUAUCUAGUCAUGUUGGAGCUAGGAGGCAUGAAUCACAAGGAAGCCAUGCACGCCUUAGUGCCAACUAUGCCCAUCAGAUUCAUCCUAGUCUGAGCAGUCUGUUAGCGGCACCUUUCUAUGAAGGCCUUGACGAAGGGUUUCACAACAUGGGUCUAGAUGAUCAUGAGUUUGAUGGGCUACAGCAUGAAAUCCUGUUUACUAAACUUCACAGCGUACCUAUGAAUAACUCCAAUGUUCGAUACUCGGAUCAGCCAGCCCGCACCCAAACCAAGGUCUUUAUCUUGGUGGCCCCUCCGUUUGCCAUCGAUGGGCAUGACCAAAGUCAACUUCUUAUUGGUAUUCAGGAUGCUACCGAGAGACGUCUUCAACUUCUCACAUUGGAGCUGGGCAUUCAGCGUGGGACUAAUAUGGGCGCCAAGCCAGGGAAGAAGAACAUACCUGACGGUACAACCGUCGUAGCCACUGUUGUUGACAGACGACAUGCUCAAAAUGUCGUUGACUCUUGCAAGCUAAUGGACGGUGACCAUUCUGCGAUUCUAAUCCUGUCGGAAUCAAUGGAUGGCCGGCACGAACUAAGUACUCAGGCCCCGUGGAGUGUCCUUACUAAAAUAUCGCUUUCACUUCUCUUCGUCGAUAAUACUAGAAGUUUGCAAUAUCGUGGCAGAGUUGUGGACCGCGAUGUUACACAGAGAAAGUCCGAGGUUAUUGACUUCAGUAAUGGCAGCAUUGUUGGUGUACGGCAUCCUCGACAAGGUGGCAUUGUUGAUGUUGUCGAUGCUGAAGGUCGGCUUCAUGAGCUCCGUAUUCAGCUCGAGCCGAGGUCACCUCACGUUCGAAGAGUCCUAGACGUUUGUCGUAGCAUUCUGCCUCAUGCACUUGGUGAACACAUCUUCGCUGGCUGGCUUCACUGUAUGCAAUGGAUAGGAGGCCAUGACGAGACAAGUACUGACAUUGAAUGGUCUGCGAUGACCAUCCUCCUUUUAUCUUUGUUUCUGAGUCUCGGCCGGACUGACACAAAGCCUUUCCCGAAAACUCGACAACUUCCUCGCAGAAGGAGGCACCCUUCGGGCUCUUUUGGCUCGAUCAAAGAAUCGGAGGACUGGGGAUCCUUGGAAAAAGCCGAGACUUCAAAUUCGUUAGGGUGUCCAACGUGGAUGAUGAACGGAGGUUGGCAGUGGGCGCUGGAUGAAGAUGGGGAUGAUUCUGGGGACGAAAACCUAUCUACCACUUUCAUUUCGAAACAUAUAUCUAUGGCCAAAGAGUACAUGGUCUCUAUACUAGGCGAAACGGCAUUCGGAGCCGCUGGUUAUAUGCCAACCGCAGUUGGCAAAAGCAUGGAGAGCCGCCGCAAGGUUGCUGUUGAUGUGUUUAUGGGUUUGCACCUACUUCUCGAGGAAGAAAAGCUUGAUAUCAUGACGCCAGAAUUCAUAUCUCCUGGCCGUGCUGAUCUCCGAGUCAUUAUGUGUCAAAUAGCUCGAUGGCUCAAGUGGCCCAGCUUUAUUGCUAUAUACGAGGCGGGCAUACAAGAAGACGUCGAUCAACGUCAUGAUUCUGGUAUAUUCGUGAAUCGUCUUUGUGAUGCAAAGCUAACCAUUGGAUCAGAUCUCAACCUGAGGCCUGCAAUCCCUCAGCCACCUGUACGGCCAGACGUCGUCAACUGGAUUCAAUCACGACUUACUGGAGAACGGAGGGUUCCUUACAUCACCCCAGCGGAUGUUUAUUAUGCUGGCUCCCAAUUGUCCGAAGCGGAAAAGUCGCAGGACAGGCGAUGGGAGUCUAUUCUCCCUAGAACGCUUAUGUUCAAGCAAUUUUUCAAAUUUAUGAAACCAAGCACGAGUGCAGUACAGAUGGUGGAAGCUAUGAGGGAUGCCGGUAUUACACCUUUAAUUCUUGAUACCCUCCCGGAGGCUAUUCUUGCACCUUUACGUGAUGCCAUUUCAUUGUGCCAACCGCACCCACCGACCUCCUGGUCCAAGGAUCUCCUCGAAUUGGUUGACCGCCGGGAUAUCAGUCUCAUUCUCGCCCCUGGGAAGCAACCUAAGCCAAGCGCUUCCAAGAUUCUAACACCGACACACAAUGCAACUUGGGACUACAAACUGCUUUGCCAGAGUGUCAAUGAAUCAAACAAUAUCGGAUACGAUGAAGGUGAAGGAACGGAACGUCAAGCCAUUAUUCGCUCCUUGUUCAAAGAAGAUCGCCGCCUCAACGAAGCUCAAGAUUUACUUUCCACCCACAAGGCAAGACUAGUUCGACUUGAUCCCCAUCCAGGCUGGCCAGAGAGCGAAUAUCUUGAGAAGCAAAAGGAGCUCGUAACAAGAAUUGCAACAGGCACUUUGGCAAUUCCUGCAGGUCGGGCUUUGCUGUACUACAGUCUUCGCUACCCUCUGAUCACGCAGAAAUUUCAUAUUGGUGGCUUUAACCUCAAUUGCAUUGUAAAACCAACAAAUACCACGGUGGGUGUGGACAAAUCACAGUUCUCAGAAGAGAAGGUUUGCUGGGGCUUCUUUCACCAGGGUGUCGCAGCUGGGUUAGCCAUUUCUCCCCAGGCUCAAGGUAUCGACACAUCAUGGAUUCUUUACAACAAACCUGACCAAGAUCUCAACAAUCGACAUGCUGGUUUCCUACUUGCCCUUGGCCUGAACGGCCAUCUGAAAGACGUAGCAAAAUGGGUUGCGUUCAAAUAUCUGACGCCAAAACAUACAAUGACCUCCAUCGGGUUACUUCUGGGCCUGGCAGCAUCUUACAUGGGCACAAUGGAUUCGCUGAUUACUCGUCUACUUUCCGUUCAUGCCACAAGGAUGUUGCCUCGUGGAGCAGCAGAAUUGAAUCUGUCCCCUCUGACGCAGACUUCGGGUAUAAUGGGCAUCGGUUUGCUAUAUGCCAACAGUCAGCAUCGGCGAAUGAGUGAAAUUAUGCUCUCUGAGAUUGAGCAUAUUGACGAAGAGGAUGAAGAAGAGCCCCUGAGAAGCGAAUGCUACCGACUGGCGGCUGGAUUUGCUCUUGGAUUCAUCAACCUGGGCAAAGGCAAUGAUCUUAAGGGAUUGCAUGACAUGAGACUCACAGAGAAGCUCAUUUCUCAUGCUACAACAACCAAGAACAUUGAAAUAGUUCAUAUUCUGGAUCGAGCAGCUGCUGGCGCUGUCAUGGCCCUGGCUCUCAUUUACAUGAAGUCAGAAGAUCAGAUCGUCGCGCGUAAGAUCGACAUACCCAACUCGGUCUUGCAAUUUGAUUACAUUCGUCCUGAUAUUCUUCUCUUGCGGACCUUGACGAAGAACCUGAUCAUGUGGUCCAAGAUUGAGCCGACAUUUGCUUGGAUUCGUAAGAACCUACCACGUCCUUAUCGUUCUCAGUUCAAGCUACAGUCAACGACAAAACUGCAGUCAACUGAUAUGGCAUUCCACAGCAUAGUGGCUGGUCUUUGCUUCUCUAUUGCACUGCGCUUCUCUGGCAGCGCAUCUCCCAAAGUUCGGGAUCUUCUACUUUAUUAUCUGGAUCAGUUCAUGCGUAUUGCACAGAUACCAUCCACUGCAAGCAUGCAUCCAAAUGGUACUCCACCAUAUGAUGAAGAACUAACACGGACCAAUGCACGCAUGUGUCAAGACAUCGUUGCCAUAUCUGCGUCCAUUGUCAUGGCCGGAACAGGUGACAUUCCUGUUCUACGUCGUCUUCGUGCACUUCAUGGUCGCGAUGAUCCUGAGACGCCCUAUGGUUCUCAUCUUGCGGCUCAUCUUGCGAUCGGCGCUUUGUUCUUGGGAUGCGGGACGGCAACUUUUGGCACCAGCAACCUUGCUAUUGCUUCUCUAUUGGUUGCAUUUUACCCUAUUUUCCCUACGAGUGUUAUGGACAAUCGAUCCCAUCUCCAAGCUCUUCGCCAUUUCUGGGUUCUAGCUACAGAGCAGCGGUGUCUGGUUACAAAAGAUGUUCUUACUGGACAACCGAUCACUGUUCCUGUCCAAAUCAGGAUGCGCAAGAACACCUCUACUGAGCCGGUUCUGAAUCGCACGGCUCCUUGCAUCCUCCCACCAAUAGACCAGAUUGCUAGUCUAUCAACCACAUGUGGACCCCAGUUCUGGGAUGUGGAGCUUGACUUCUCUAACCCAGAGGUUAGAGCUGCUUUCCAAGACACCCAGAGCCUGUACCUCCGCAGGCGCCCACCGCGCGAAGGAGCGUUUGCUUCAACCCUGCGGGCACUUGGUAGGGAUGAGAAGGGUAAAGACCCUCUGGAAUGGGUCUUUGGACUUGAAGGUCUGCGUGGUAUUAGUUACGCCGAGCGAGCCAUAGUGCUCGAGCGAGGUGAUGACACUCAGCACUCAGGCAGUGCUGUUGAUGCCAGACUGGAGAUGGCGAAAGGCAUUGCCGAAGGCACAGAUCGGGAGCGUCUGGAGGGAGCCAGGUUGCUGUUCGAAUGGGCUUCUGUACGUGAUCGACUACGAGGUACCAACAUGUUCGACAGUCAAGAGACCAUCACAGAGUCACACGUACGUCGUGAAGUCGAACGGGAAGAUGAUCAAGAUGCUACAGUGGAGGAUGGGGGUGUUUGGUGGAUGCGAGACAGUGUCAUCGAGAACCUGAAAGGCAUGGUAUGGCUCGCAAGUCGUGAAGGCGAGCAUUGACAACUGGCUGUAGUGAGGCAACACGCACGUACAGCUUUGGACCAGUAUAGUUAUGAAAGUGCAUACUGUGGAUAGGGCAUUGUAGAGGAAAGGACCAGAUGUGGUUAUGAGCUACGAGAGUAACGAUAGACAAAAAUCUAGCUCGUAAUAAGGAGAGCUUCAUGGCUUUAAACCGUUUAUGAGGGUCUUCACAGAAAUAAUACAUCCCAGCUGAUGGGAGUGCUUGCUUUCAUUUCAACAAUCAACUUAAAUUCCAU
Molecule: messenger RNA, 6314 nt
Organism: Fusarium odoratissimum NRRL 54006
Lineage: Eukaryota; Fungi; Ascomycota; Sordariomycetes; Hypocreales; Nectriaceae
Product: anaphase-promoting complex subunit 1
Exons: 2
Coding region: 178-6057 (1959 amino acids)
Biological process (GO): anaphase-promoting complex-dependent catabolic process; protein K11-linked ubiquitination; metaphase/anaphase transition of mitotic cell cycle
Cellular component (GO): anaphase-promoting complex
Molecular function (GO): molecular adaptor activity
Source: RefSeq, a predicted model, not a curated record